This is a messenger RNA of Diprion similis, 3613 nucleotides long. Its product is annotated as OTU domain-containing protein 7B-like. The record is from RefSeq and is a predicted model, not a curated record. Gene Ontology annotation, biological process: protein K11-linked deubiquitination; protein deubiquitination involved in ubiquitin-dependent protein catabolic process; protein K48-linked deubiquitination. The transcript has 10 exons. Gene Ontology annotation, cellular component: nucleus; cytoplasm. Lineage: Eukaryota; Metazoa; Arthropoda; Insecta; Hymenoptera; Diprionidae. Gene Ontology annotation, molecular function: DNA binding; K63-linked polyubiquitin modification-dependent protein binding; zinc ion binding. The coding region runs from base 395 to 2077 and encodes 560 amino acids.
AAUUUCGAUUCUAUUAUUUCUCAAUUCUUCGUGUUUCCACUUUUGGACGUCCACUUUAACCUGCGAGGUUAUGUCCGUACAGUGGUCCGUGGUCUGUACAUCAGUUGAAUUUGUGCUACGAAGAACGUAUUUGUGCUUUCUAACUAACAAUAAUAAUAAUAAUAAUAAAUAUUGCUCGGAUAGUAAUAUACGAAUAGGUGUACGCUGAAUUGAAUGUAACGUUGUUGAGAAAAUAUCGUGGAUAAUAAUACAAGAAAUAACGUGAAAUAUGAGCAUAGCUACGCAAAACCCGAUAAUAAUAAAAAUUUCUCAUCAUAAUUCGCCUCUGACACUUGAGCUGGCGCGCAACAUAUAGAGUACCUGUUUAAUAAUAAAUCAAGUCUAACGCUGCGAUAUGAGCGGCGCGGUCUCCUUAUACGAUGGGACGGGAAAGAAAGAGGCGACUCCUAAGAACAAUACUUUGGAAAACGGCGGAGGUGCCACAAAAAAGUUAUCCAGAGGCAUUUCAAGAGCGACUGAAAAUGCUGCGAUAGUUUCUCACGCUCGCUCCCAACUUGCUCCUUUGGGAGCUGUAGAUACGCCGGAAUUCACAUUCUCCUUACCGGAUCUUUCUGUUUAUCCAGAUGAUUUCCGUGAAUUUUUGGAGAGAGAUUUGAUCGAAGGAGGCUGCCUCACGUCUCUGGAGUCUGCGGGCCGUUUGAAUUGGUGGUGCGGAGUAAAUGGAAAAAACGGAGGAUCCAGAGUUCUCUGGCCUUUGGCUACAUCAGGCGAUGGAAACUGCCUUCUGCAUGCAGCAUCGCUCGGGAUGUGGGGUUUCCAUGACAGAUUAUUGACCCUUAGAGACGCGUUGCACACGACAUUAGCUAAAGGAGAAUGUCGACACGCCCUUUACAGGCGAUGGAAAUGGAGGCAAAUGGGACUGAAUGCAGUUGCUGGGCUGGCUUAUUCCGCAGCUGAAUGGGCUGACGAAUGGCAAAGCCUUGUGGACAUGGCAUCUGCACAUCCUCGUAAUCCAACUGCUAAUUCGUACCAAAGUUUGGAAGAGGUCCACGUAUUAGCACUAGCGCAUGUACUGUGUCGGCCAAUAAUAGUGAUAGCUGAAACGAUGCUGAGGGAUGCAGAAGGCGUUGCUUUAGCACCUAUUCCGUUUGGCGGAGUUUAUUUACCAUUUGAAGUUCCGCCGUCCCGAUGUCAUCGAACCCCGUUACUAUUGGCAUACCAUUCUGCUCACUUUUCACCUCUCGUCACCGUUGACGGAUCCAGUAGUGAAAACGGAGGCGGGGAAGGGGUCAGCAUUCCUCUGGUGGAUCCAGAUUCAGGGCAGCUUUUACCAGUUUUGUUUUCUGUAGACCCUGGUCCACACUGGGAUUCCAGUAACGCUUCUGAAACACUACCACCUUCACAUCUUGACGUGGAAGACGUCGUUUUACUUCGAGAAUACUUGGACUGCGAUUACCAGCUGUUGACUCCCGAGGAAAUAGAAAGGGAUUCUGAAACUGACAAUCCAUCAUCGAACAAAAGUCGAGCAGCAAAGCAGUUACUCGGAGUUGCCAAACAGUUUGGGUCGAUUGGUAAAUCUGUAAGUCGAAGAUUAUGGUCGAUGGCGAAAAGACCCAAAAGUCCACCAUCCGCAUCGGGAGCUUCUGGUGCUCUUUGUGUUCAAAUAAGAAGUAAACGGCAUCAAUAUGCUGACCAAAUGCUUCAAAAUUAUUUGCAAUGUGCUAGUGCCAGGUAUUUACGCGAACAGCGGGUUCAGGAUACUGGAACCGAAAUGAAUUACGGAGCUGGAAAGUCUAAGUUUUACGCUGCGAGCGACAGAAGCAGCCAUGUCAGUGUCAGCAAGCUACUUCCAACGAACGCGAACAGCAAGGAUCGCACUCUUUAUCUAUCUCGAUCGACGUUCUACAACAAUCAGCCAUUUUCCGGGGAUGUAAGAUCUGAAAAAUGGAAUAAUAGUAUCCCCGUCGAGGAUGAGCGGACUGUAAGACCGUGUCGUAACGGGGAUUGUCAGUUCUUUGGCUCUGCAGAAAAUCAGUACUACUGUUCAAAGUGCUCGGUGGAGCAACCUUACCGCUAAUUUGCAGUGCCUAUUCCGAUGACAAUAAUUUCUGUCUUGCUAAUAAGUAUAUAUUGGCGUAUUACACAAAAUCAAGGUACAGAUAAUAACACUAGUCUUCUAAGUCGGAAAUCCUAACCGAUCGCAGCUAUAUCAUUAUACUUAUAUACAUAUAUAUUUAUAACAUACAUAUAUAAGUACGCGACGUAAUUUUUCGUUCUAUAGUUUUCUCACUAUAUUUAUUAAUAACAUUUAUAUUUUUGGCCGCUCAUCAAUCACACGAGAUCAGUGCAGACAUGAUUUUCAUAAAAUCAUCGAUUUCAAAAUAGGAAUUAAAUGAGAAAGUGAAAAUUCGGUGCAACUCUACCACUGAUCCUUUUUAAUAUUGUGUAUUUCUUUUCUGUGUUGAAAGUAUAAAUCUUCAACAAACUCCAUUCAUCUCGCGACCUCCUGGUGACAAUAAACUCAUUCAUUCAUCAACUAGAAAUUAUAAUCUCUAAACUAAUAGAUAUUAUAGUAUAUAAACCCACCUUGAGUAUCGGAUAACCGUUAGUAAUUUGAUAUUACAUAUAUCUACAUUUAUAGAGUAUUUUCAACGAUUUUAAUGAUAAUUUGAUGAAGAUCAUGAUUUUGUUUCCGUAGUCUCGACUGUUUUCAACUUGAUUAAUUUAAGUUCUUCGCUAAAUGAAAUCCACUUUUUCGUUCGAAUUUUGCUUUACGCGCCCCGAUAUAAUCUGUAAAGAAUAUAAAUAUUAUCGAAUGACAUAGUUAUAUGCGCAUUAUUUAUGUGCCUUGAAUAACGCUGCGUAAAGCCAUAGUUUUAUUGUCGUAGCACAAGCGUCGGUACAAAUUCUUUGUUAUGUUUCAAAUUUUACAGUUACGCGUUAGAGUAGAGAUAUGCUUUCUGCGGUUUUGACGUUUUAGUAGUUCUGAGCUUUAAACGUGAAACUUUUUGUGGGAAUGCAAGACAAAUCAAUAUAGAGACAAGAAAAAAAAUUUAUAAAUAAUAUGCGGAGCCAAAGUCAAACGUUCUAUUGCAUAUCUUUGAACAUUUUGCAAAGGAAUUGGAUUAAAAUCAAACCAAAAUUGGAGUGAUCUAUACUUACCAAAAACUAUGAGAAAGAAAAUAAUAAUUUUGUACAUGCAUAGGUUUGUUUAUGGAAAAAAAAACUUGAAACUACGUGUUCAAUUCGAUCAGUAGCCUAGCUUGUAAAUUUAUUGAAUUGACGCUGAACAUAUGAAUAUCAAUUCAAACGGAAUCAAAAACCUGCUCGAUUUCCAUGUGUGACAGUAAUUAUAUAUAUAGCACUUCUUUGGGGUAUAUAUUGUAAAAAUUGCGUUGAGAAUUACUUAGUAUGUGAACUCACAUGGGCGAAUGUUUUUUAAACUUGUCAAAUACCGCGAUCGAAGUGACUUUCACUAGAAAAAGUGCCGCCCGUAUAAUUAUUGUCGCACGUGUAACUUGGACAGAUUUUUACCACAAAGAUACAAAAAAUCGGUAUCUAUGAAUAAUUAUAGACUGCAAUAGGUUGUGCAUCGCGAACCAAAAUCAAUAUU